Molecule: messenger RNA, 3244 nt
Organism: Closterium sp. Naga37s-1
Lineage: Eukaryota; Viridiplantae; Streptophyta; Zygnematophyceae; Desmidiales; Closteriaceae
Source: the annotation of a GenBank genome assembly
AUGCCGCCGAUUGCUCGAAAGAAGAAGCCGGGGGGAGGAGGUCUUGGCGCAGUCAGGCUGAGCGCCAAGCCUCUCGCGACGUGGUCAGAUGCAUCGGGAGCGACAGACGCGUCCAUUGGAUUCGCACAUCAAGACCCUCCUGCUCCUUCCGCGCAGCUCGAAUCUCCUCAGUCCGUACCUCGCGGAUCUCACGCUGCGUCGCACGCUCUGCCUGCUGCGAUUGAUGGCAGUCAAGCGACCCGAACCCAUUCCACCGUCGCAUCUCAGCCGUUGGAUUCACAUCGGCAUCCGUCGAUCCGGGACGUGCAUCCGGCAGAUCCGCUUGACGUUUUGCUGCCGGAAUCCGCGAAGCAGCAUGUGCUUGCAGCGACGGACCCCGCGCACCCUCCGCACGCAACUGCGAAGCGAGGAGCAAUAGCUGCUUCCAAGAAAGGACUUUCGCAAUCCGUCGCACCGUCGUCGUCCAAUGCGACAUCGCAUGCGACAGAUGCGACUCCAACGACAUCUGUCGUCGCUUCGACUAACAGAUCGUCAACAGCACAUCAUCAACCCUCCACCGCGACAUCGUCGCAAGGGCAAGGCGCGCUUCCUCCCGCGUUUGCUCCCGCUCCCCGCGCCGCAGCUUCCGCUCCGCACGGUGCUUCGUCGUCCGCCGCGGGUGCCGCGGCCGCGCCGAUUAAGAUCAUCGGGCUCUCCGGCAAGGCGUCGCGGUCGUCGCUCGUCAAAGGCAAGCCGCUCGUCGCUCGCUCCGCCAUCACUCCCUCUCCCGCUGCAACCCCUAAUGCUGCUAACAACUCUCCUGCCACCGCGGCUAGCAGCAGCAGCAGCGGCGGCAGAAGUGUCAGCCUGUCUACUCUCACCGGUGCUCCAUCCGUCGCUUCUAUCCCCGCUAAUGGCAUUCCCGCUGCAGCGCCCUCAGCUACACCUGCUGCGAUUCCGAAUUCUUCCGUCCUGUCGAAUCACGCAGAGCCGGCAGCGAGUGCGUUUCUGGGCUUCGACGACACGGACGAUCUGCGCGCGGAUGCUUCACGCGCACCCACUCGCCCCGCCUCGUCCUCCGCCGCCGUCCCCGCGCCUCUCCUCCCCCCCGCGGCAGUGCCGUUCUUUGACUCCCCGCUCGCCGCCGCCGCACCCGCGCCGCCCGUUCCCCUCGCACCGUCAUCCCCCUCCUCGUCCUGCUCCUCCACCUCCUCCUCCUCCGCGCCCGCCGCGCGCAAGCUAACGUCCCCCCGGCUGGGAGGCAAGCCCGCAGGCAAAGGCAGGCUGCUGGGGGCCGUGCCCAGACGGCUGUCCGCGCCGCAGCUGAGUGCUGCGAGCAGUGGCGGCGGGCCUGGCGGUGAGAAGCAGGCGCAGGCGGCGGAGGAGCAACAAGCGCGGGAUGCGCAGAUGGAGCAGGCGGGCGAGCGGGAGAGGCAGCGGCAGUUGGAGGAGGAGAGUCGGAAGAAGCGGGAGCAACAGGAGCGCGAGCGGUUGGAGCAGUUGCGGAAGGAGGAGGAGAGGAGGGAGAAGGAGAGGAAGGAGACGGAGCGACAGGAGCAGCUUAGGGUUGAACAGGAGAGGAAGGAGAAGGAGCGACUUGAGCGGCUUAGAGCAGAGCAAGAGAGGAAGGAAAGGGAGAGGGAGGCGCAGUUGAAAGCCGAGCAGGAGAAGAAGGAAAAGGAAGAACGACUGGAGCAGCUUAGGUUGGAGCAGGAGAAAGCGGAAAAGGAGCGGUUGGAUCUUUUGAAAAAAGAAGAGAGGAGGAGGGAGAUGGAGAAACAGGAACAGUUAAGAAUCGAGCGUGAAAAGAAGGAGAGAGAGGAGCAGGAGAAGAAAGCGAAGGAAAUGCAAGAACGGAUGGAGAAGGAACGGAUGGAGAAGGAACAGGUUGAGAGGGAACGAUUGGAGAAGGAACUAUUGGAGAAGGAACUAUUGGAGAAGGAGAAGAGAGAGGAAAGGGAGCGAGAGAAGGUAAGAAAAGAGCUAGAGAGAAGGCAGAAGGAGGAACAGGACCAGCAGAGGCGGAAGGAAAGGGAGCGGAAAGAGAAGCUGAAGGCAGAGAGAGAACGAGUAGAGUGGGAACAGCGGGAGCAGAAGCGGAUUGAGGAGGAGAAGAAGGAGCAGGAGAGGCGCAAGGAGCAAGAACGGAAGGAGAGGGAGCGGCAGGAGGAGUUAAAGAAGGAAGAGGAACGGAAGGAGCGGGAACGGCAAGAGUGGCUUCGGCGAGAGGAAGAGAGGAAGAAGAAGGAGCGCCAGGAGCAGUUGCGACGAGAACGAGAGAGGAGGGAGCAGGAGAGGCAGGAGCGUCUGGAGCAGCAGCGCAGGGAGCGCGAGCAGAAGGAGCGCGAGAGGCAGGAGAUGGAGCGCAGGGAGAGGGAGAGGGAGAGGCAGGCGGAGGAGCAGGCGCAGGAGGUGAGAAAGCAGCGCGCAAGGCCCGCUGCUGAAGGCGGCGGGCUGGCAGGCAGCGCGUGGGCCAACGGGCGGGAAGACCCCUCGGGAUAUGCUGCGGAGGGUGGCGCCAAGGUGGGUCGCACUGAUGCUGACGUGGCUGCCGGCGCGGCUGCACGGAUGGCUGCAGGCGAGGAGGCCAACGGCGAGCAGCGGAAGGGGCAGAGCAAGAAGGGCGGGGGCGGUGGGCACGGCGAGGGCUGGGCGGGAGAGGGGGACGGGUGGGGGAGCAUAGACGAGGGUGAUGACUGGGGGAUCGCGGGCAGAUUCAUUGCGGAGAGGCCCCUGGGGGAGCGCGCGUAUGCGCGCACCAGCAGCUUCCAGGGCGUUGGAUCCGCUGCCAUGAGCGGAGAGGCGGGCGCGCAGGGGCGGAGACCAAACGGGGACGGGUGGGGAGGCCUGGGCGGGGAUGCGUGGGGCGGGUUCGGGGUGGGGGGAGUGGGCGCGCGCAUGGCGCGGCCAGCGACAGCAGGGGGGCGGAGGGAGGGCGCGUGGCCGCUGCUGGGUUCGCUGGUGAAGGCGGCAUCUGACGUGUCUGCGUGGUCGUCUGACGUGCUGCUGACGGCGCAGCCCGGGGAGGAGGCAGGGGAUGGUGCAGGCGCGCGCAGGGAAGGCGUGCAGGGCGGGCAGGAUGGGCAGGGGGUGCUGGGCGGGGGGGGUGAUGUGAAAGAGGAGGGCGUGGGUGGAGCUGUUAGCGGGCGGGGAGGGGACGGUGUGGGGGAGGACAAUGAGAGCAAGAUCCGCAGCCUGUUUGACAAGGCUGGCGCAGGGCGCGAGGGCCCCGGCGCUAAGCUGGGCUCGCAGGUCAUCAACCAAG